AUGAAGCAGGGGCACAUGAAGCAGGGGCACAUGAAGCAGGAGCACAUGAACCAGGGGGCACAUAAACCAGGGGCACAUGAACCAGGGGCACUUGAAGCAGGGGCACAUGAAGCAGGGGCACAUGAAGCAGGGGCAUAUGAAGCAGGGGCACAUGAACAAAGGGCACAUGAACCAGAGGCACAUGAACCAGAGGAACAUGAACCAGGGGCACAUGAAUCAGGGGCACAUGAACAAGGAGCACAUGAACCAGGGGCACUUGAACCAGGGGCACAUGAACCAGGGGCACAUGAACAAAGGGCACAUGAACCAGAGGCACAUGAACCAGAGGAACAAGAACCAGGGGCACAUGAAUCAGGGGCACAUGAACAAGGAGCACAUGAACCAGGGGCACAUGAACCGGGGGCACAUGAACCAGGGGCACACGAACAAGAGGCACAUGAACCAGGGACACAUGAACCAGGGGCCCAUGAACCAGGGACACAUGAACCAGGGGUACAUGAACCAGGGGCACAUGAACCAGGGGCACAUGAACAAAGGGGACAUGAACCAGAGGCACAUGAACCAAAGGCACAUGAACCAGGGGCACAUGAAUCAGGGGCACAUGAACUAGGGGCACAUGAACCAGGGGCACUUGAACCAGGGGCACAUGAACAAGGGGCACUUGAACCAGGGGCACAUGGACAAGGGGCACUUGAACAAGGGGCACAUGAACAAGGGGCACAUGAACAAGGGGCACAUGGACCAGAGGCACUUGAACCAGGGGCACUUGAACCAUGGGUACAUGAACCAGAGGCACAUGAACCAGGGGAACAUAAACCAGGGGCCCAUGAACCAGGGGCCCAUGAACCAGGGACACAUGAACCAGGGGCAUAUGAACAAGGGACACAUGAACAAGGGGCACAUGAACCAGAGGCACUUGAACCAGUGGCACUUGAACCAGGGGCACAUGAACUAGAGCCACAUGAACCAGGGGCACAUGAACCAGGGGCACAUGAACCAGGGGCACAUGAACCAGGGGCACAUGAACCAGGGGCACACGAACAAGAGGCACAUGAACAAGGGGCACAUGAACCAGGGGCACAUGAACCAGGGGCACAUGAACCAGGGGCACAUGAACCGGGGGCACAUGAACCAGGGGCACAUGAACCAGGGGCACACGAACAAGAGGCACAUGAACCAGGGACACAUGAACCAGGGGCCCAUGAACUAGGGACACAUGAACAAAGGGGACAUGAACCAGAGGCACAUGAACCAAAGGCACAUGAACCAGGGGCACAUGAAUCAGGGGUACAUGAACUAGGGGCACAUGAACUAGAGGCACAUGAACCAGGGGCACAUGAACCAGGGGCACAUGAACCAGGGGCACAUGAACCAGGGGCACAUGAACCGGGGGCACAUGAACCAGGGGCACAUGAACCAGGGGCACACGAACAAGAGGCACAUGAACCAGGGACACAUGAACCAGGGGCCCAUGAACUAGGGACACAUGAACAAAGGGGACAUGAACCAGAGGCACAUGAACCAAAGGCACAUGAACCAGGGGCACAUGAAUCAGGGGCACAUGAACCAGGGGCACACGAACAAGAGGCACAUGAAUCAGGGACACAUGAACCAGGGGCCCAUGAACUAGGGACACAUGAACAAAGGGGACAUGAACCAGAGGCACAUGAACCAAAGGCACAUGAACCAGGGGCACAUGAAUCAGGGGCACAUGAACAAGGGGCACAUGAACCAGGGGCACUUGAACCAGGGGCACAUGAACCAGGGGCACAUGAACAAGGGGCACAUGAACCAGGGGCACUUGAACCAGGGGCACAUGGACAAGGGGCACUUGAACCAGGGGCACAUGAACAAGGGGCACAUGAACAAGGGGCACAUGGACCAGAGGCACUUGAACCAGGGGCACUUGAACCAUGGGUACAUGAACCAGAGGCACAUGAACCAGGGGAACAUAAACCAGGGGCCCAUGAACCAGGGGCCCAUGAACCAGGGACACAUGAACCAGGGGCACAUGAACAAGGGGCACAUGAACAAGGGGCACAUGAACCAGAGGCACUUGAACCAGUGGCACUUGAACCAGGGGCACAUGAGUCCACUGAGGGAGUCGGUUAGGAUAAGGAUGUUUUGGUGGUUUUGUAAUACAAGUUAUAUUGGCAUUUGGUCAUGUUUGGUGAGGAUUUCAUAUCCAUGUAUGUAUGUACAUGGUGUCAACACAUUGACAAAUAAAUGUAGUUUUGUUACUCGA
Messenger RNA from Haliotis rufescens (red abalone), 2245 nucleotides. Its product is annotated as glutamine-rich protein 2-like. Bases 1 to 2112 code for a protein of 703 amino acids. Lineage: Eukaryota; Metazoa; Mollusca; Gastropoda; Lepetellida; Haliotidae. The transcript has a single exon. The record is from RefSeq and is a predicted model, not a curated record.